AUGAUGCAGUAUACCAUCGCCUUCGGGCUUGCUCUUGCCUCUCUCGCAGCUGCUGUUCCAGCUCCAGCUCCUCAAGACGCGAACAUUCCCGACCCCAAUGACCCUUGGAAGAGUGUCAUCGAUCCCUGGGGCAUUUACGGCCACAAGCCUGACAUGACCAAGCGGGCCGAUAUCGUUGUCCGCGACGAUGGCUACAGCAUUGGCGAUCUGGAUAUCUCCAACGAUGAUAUCCUAAAGCAUGCCAAGCGCGCGGAUGGAUCUUCCAUCACGGACUAUCUGGGCAAAAUCCCAGGUUGUGACCUCGACCCCAGCGAUGCGAGCGUACCCAAGCCAGGCUGGGCGGUGAACCAGGGUGUCAAGAUCCCCAAGGAUGGCGACAAUGAUGCUUGCACCACCGGUCACAAUGCCGACCACUGCUGGACCGAGUACCGUCUUGUCGAGGCGGCCAUUGAGUACUUUUCCUGGAGGAAGAGUGGCUCCGCUGUGAACUGCCCUGCAGAGGCCGGCAGCUCAUGCAGUAUCGCUAUCCAGACCCUGCAGCAGAGCUGUGCCCUUACUGGAACCACCAAGACGGACGGCUGGGACUUCAAGAUCUUUGAGGGGUCCCUCGGAGUUGGCCUCGACCCGACCGGCAAGUCCAUCAAAGGCGAAUUCGGAGGCAGCAUGGGCAUCACCCACAGCUGGGCUACUACCACGCACGAUCUACGCAACAACUGCGCCGGAGACUCCUCAACCGUCACAUGCACAUGGACCAACCCAACUGGCGAGAAGAAGGACCUUUGCCACCAGGUCUGGUACGCCGACCGUGUAGCUCACAUCUGGGGCCAGGCCCAGCGCACCUGCAACAAGUGCACCAAUGGUAACGUCCAACAGAACACUGGCGAUGGUACCGUAUGCGUGCGUGGCCAGAUGGAGUUUGAGUUCCGCCUGCCUCUCAACAAGCUCGUCCACUGUGAUGGAGCGUGUGACUCGGAGGACCCCGGCCUUAACAUGCCGCCCAACGGAGAGCGUAGGGCUUACCAGGAGGUCAAGGACUGGAAUCUCGUCCCUAUCCGCCCUAAGAAGCCCGAGGAGCUGUGA
This is a messenger RNA of Fusarium sp. VM40, 1080 nucleotides long. Lineage: Eukaryota; Fungi; Ascomycota; Sordariomycetes; Hypocreales; Nectriaceae. The record is from the annotation of a GenBank genome assembly.